CGUAAUGGCGGACUCGGAUCUGGCGAGCGCGACCGGGGGCGUAGCGAACUGAGGGAGGGACCGAAGGCAGAAGUAGUGGCCGCUACUGGAGGGGCGAGACGACCCUGCGGACCGCAGCAGCAGAUAGAGCGGGGCGACGGGCCCUGUAGCUGUGGGCUUCUCGCGCACCCAGGUUGUUUUUCAUCAUUCAGAACAUUGCCUGAAGCAGGUCCACCAUGCCGUUAGUAACGAGGAACAUCGAGCCAAGGCACCUGUGCCGUCAGACGUUGCCUAGCGUUACAAGCGAGCUGGAAUGCAAGACCAACAUCUCCCUGGCAAAUGUCAUUCGACAGCUGGGCAGCCUGAGUAAAUUUGCAGAGGACAUUUUUGGAGAGCUCUUUAUACAGGCAAAUACCUUUGCCUUCCGGAUGAGCUCUCUGGCUGAAAGGGUUGACCGCCUACAAGUUAAAGUCACUCAGCUGGAUCCCAAGGAGGAAGAAGUGUCACUGCAAGGGAUUAACACCCGAAAGGCCUUCAAAAGCUCCACCACUCAAGAUCAGAAGCUCUUCGACAGGGCCUCACUCCCAGUGCCCGUCCUGGAAACAUAUAACACUUGUAAUGCUCCUCCACCUCUCAACAAUCUGUCCCCAUACAGAGACGAUGGCAAAGAAGCCCUCAAAUUCUACACAGAUCCUUCGUACUUCUUUGAUCUUUGGAAGGAAAAGAUGCUUCAGGACACCAAGGACAUCAUGAAAGAGAAGAGGAAGCAGAGGAAAGAGAAGAAGGAUAAUCCGAAUAGAGGAAAUGUCAACCCACGGAAAAUCAAAACCCGUAAGGAAGAAUGGGAGAAACUGAAGAUGGGACAGGAAUUUGUGGAAUCUAAAGAAAAACUGGGGCCUUCCGGGUACCCAGCUAACCUGGUGUAUCAGAACGGCAGCAUUGGCUCUGUAGAAAGUGUGGACACAAGUGGCUACCCACCUCCACCCCAGGCCGACUCCAACUCUCCACCCUCUCCCUCCUUCCCUGAUGAUAGCCUGCCACCACCACCAGUGGAGUUCAGCUACCCAGCAGACAAUCAAAGAGGAUCUGGUUCAGCUGGACCUAAAAGAGCCAGUCUUGUCAGCCCAAGCCAUCCUCCACCAGCUCCGCCUCUUGGCUCCCCACCUGGCCCCAGACCCGGGUUUGCUCCUCCUGCUCCCCCACCUCCACCACCAGUGGUGGAAGUCCCCCCGCCACCACCACCAGUUGGAUUUGCAUCUCCAGUGACUCCACCACCUCCUUCUCCUCCAUCUUUCCCCCCUCACCCUGAUUUUGCUGCUCCUCCUCCCCCACCUCCCCCCCCAGCAGCCGACUAUCCUUGUCUUCCACUCCCUUCUCUAACUCAGCCUGCUGGAGGUGCUCCUCCUCCCCCUCCUCCUCCUCCUCCUCCUGGGCCUCCACCUCUGUCUUUCGGUGGCAGUGAUGGUCAGCUGGUCCCACCGCCACCACUUGCAGACAGCUCUGCAUCCAAACCUAAGUCAUCCUUGCCUCCUGUGAAUGAUGCCCGAAGUGACUUACUUUCAGCCAUCCGUCAAGGCUUCCAGCUUCGCAAGGUGGAGGAGCAGCAAGAGCAGGAGAAACGGGAUGUUGUGGGCAACGACGUGGCCACCAUCUUGGCCCGGCGAAUUGCAGUCGAGUACAGCGACUCUGAGGACGACUCCUCAGAGUUUGAUGAGGAAGAGUGGUUCGAUUAGCUGUGUGCUUCAGCACCGUGUCCGGCUCCUGCUCAGCCCACCCAGCAGAGCCCAGAGGGGCCAUCGGCGUCCUCCCCCGUAGUAACCAAAGAUGAGCCUAAGUGCUUUCUGCACACCUCCACUGUGUGUUUUCCUGUCUCACUUUUCCUUAAGCCUGUGAAAUCAUCAAGAACAUCCUAAUUGGUUUUCUUCCUCUGGUCUGGAGAGGCCAGGCGGGGAGGAGACCAAAACCUCAUGCUCCAUUCUCUUGCUAAGGUAGAUUAGAGUUUCUUUUCUCAGUGGAAGAAAGUGCCUUUCAGUGGGCAUCCUGGACAUACGCUAAACCUGUCUUGUGCCUAUGGGGUCUUGGUCUCCCAUAGCCCCUGCUCCAGAGCAGGAGACUGACCCCAGCUUCCCCGCCCAUCUGCUGGUACAGCACGGCGUGAAACCCUCAGGAACCAAGCAGGGGCUCGGUCCUCUGCUGUGAUCCCUGCCAGCCCUGGUGGCCGUGUCAGGAGUGGGGUGGCCAGGGAGACCGCCUUGCCAGAGUCCCCAGGGGAGCCUUCCAUUUCCAUUCUCAUGGAGUGGGUGCAGAGGCGCAGCCUGAGGCUGGUGAGCGUCACCUUCGGUGUGACUGUGUCAUGAAGAAGGAAAGGGCGCUCUUGUCUCUGAAACCUUUUCCAGAAGGCCCCUCCAGUGGCAGAGGGGUAAAGAACCCAGGGAGGACUAGCCAGGCUGGCAGAGCUGCUCUCUGUGUGACAUUGAAGAUGUUUUACCAGAGGGGACCAGGGCUGGGGCGGGGGAUUUGCCCCAGGUUCUAGAGCAGGAAAUCUAGGCCUGGCCCCUCUCCUUUCCUGCAGGCUUGCCUGCACCAGUCCUGCUCAGGGUCUCAGACUUGCAGACUUCCAGGAUAGUCCUUUCACCUCACAAAUUAGAAAGGGAGCCAGGAGCUCAGGAAUUGUCCAUGGUCCCAUAGGACCUGGCUGAUACUAGAACUCGGGCCUGGAGUUCCACUUUAGGGAUCUUUGAGUUCCUGUGUUUCUCCCACGAAUGUCCCUUCCGAGGGGUGGAAAGAGGGCAGCAUUUCCUUCUGGUCUGUUCAGCCUGAGACUUUGUGCUAAAUAGAAGAAAGAAUUCUUAGCGGGUGGAUACAGCAGUCUCCAAUGUGGUAAGCAGUCUGGAACCACCCGCCCUAAUCAAUAGACCUCUCUCCAUGCAUCCUAGGCAUCUCCCACCCCAAUUAAUUUUUUAUAAGUCUUUUAUCGCUCUUCCCACCUAUUACCUUUCCACAUCCCCCAAAUUCAGGGAAGACUCUGCCAACUGCAGAUUAUAGCCCAGCUGCCUUAAGGAAUCUGUCAAUGGUAGGGGUUAGGGGGCUAUGAAAGGAUGGAAGUCUUUUCUCCUCCCCAUGCUGGAAUGGAUGGUGUGGUCCCCUCCCCAAGAUUAACACAGACGGGCUGGGAAGCAGCACCGGCCUGAUGAGAGCAAACACCCCUCCCCUUCCUUCCCCUCCCCCCCACCCCCCGUGACCUCCCCAGCCCCCAGACUCCUGCUUCUCCUGUUUUCAGAGCAUUGAAACAAAGAGAAGCAGGCUGCCUCUCUCCAGUAGAGUCAGUGUUGCAGUGAUUGCCAAAGCCCACAGAAGCCCCUCUGGCUAGAUGAGGGUGUGUGUAAUCACAGGGAGAUUGUGCCUGUCUUCUCCAGUGCUACUCCUCUAUUUUCCUUUUCUUUGAACCUCAGGAUGGGGGAGUGGGCAGAGCUGAGCAGCAGCAGUCCAGCUCAUCUCUGAGGGCCUGCCCUGAACCCCAGCACACCCCAAAAUCAGGGGUCUGCUGCUCAGGUCUCCCCAUUCAUCGGGCUGGGCAGCCGCUUCACAGCCUUUUUCCCAACCUGCAUUUUGGAAGCCUAAGAAUGGGCAUUUGUCUCAAACCUCAAAUGGUCCGAGCAAUGGAGCCAGCCUCCCAGCUGCCAGGGAAAAGGCCAGGGUGGGGGGCUGGCAUUUCUCUGGGCCAAGAAGCCACCUCCCUCCCCUCAACCCAGAGCAAGAUCUGGGGCUGAUCAGGCCACUGUUUGUCCUUCCUCCCCCUCCCCCCGGCCCCUCCCUGCACAUUUGUGACCUUGAGAAGGGGCGGUGUUCUCUGGGCUUCCAGAAUCCACAGCUCACAUCUAUGUGCGAGCCCACGGCAGGAAGGGCUUUGGGGGAGGGGCGGGAGGGGGGGGCUGGCUGCCGAAGGUAGGAUUAGAUCAUUAGCUCAGUGACCUCCUAGGGUUUCGCUGCGCUGUGUUCUCCUUCUACAGCUGGCUUGGUAAUGAUCUGCAAGUCCCGGAGUGCCUCUGCACAGCUCUGCCCAACGCUCUCAUUAAAAUCUACGCAGCCAACCUCGGCGCUUUGUACCAGCAGCCGCCCGGCUUAAGCCACCCUGGCUGGUGGGGCUCCCAAUCCCAGGCAGCACAAGGGUCCUCCGGGCUCUGCUCAUGCAGAUGGGCCCUGAGAAAGAUCACAACAAAAAACCCCACUUUUUAUUCCUAAAAUUUGCUAAGAAAGGACUCUUUUAAGAAAGGACUCUAUGCAAUUAACCAUGUGUCUUUGUGAAUCUUCUAACUAUUAAAUGCAAAGUUUAAUGAUUAUUUUAGAGGUUGGUAGUGGGUAGGAGACCGGGAAAGUGACCCAUCCAUCCCAGCCAGCCUGGAGUGCCCGCCAGGGACAAUUCGCACAUUCCAAGGGAGUGUCCCUAAGGUGGGUCUCCCAAUUUAAAAGCCGCUGGGCGAUCUCAGGGGUGAGGGGAAGCUCAUCCUAAUUUAGAGCUUUCCUGAUCCCACAGGAAGGACCCUGUCCAGUGUCACUGAGGAGUCCGAGCUGGGAAAAAAUGGCCUUGGCUUUGCAGCGAUGGCUUGUUCAAAUCAAGGACUCCCCUGGCUCUGGUGACCCUGCCUCAGCUUUCUCCCCGUGUCUUCACCUGAGCCAUUGCAGCACCCCGCCCCCCACCGGCCCAGGGCAGCUCUUGUCACAGUUAUUCAGGGCCUCGUCAUCACCCUAAGGUUUGCCCCAGAUCCUGGAGCGACCUUUACUCAGGAACAGAGGGGCACUUCCUAUCUGGGGAGGCGGAACACCAAUAAUAAAUGACCUGGCUGGGGGAGGGGAAUCCGAGCAGUCGUUACAGACACAUGCUUCUCGUGUGCCUCAUCUUAGUUCUUACAGUGCCUCAAAGCAGGGUAGGGAACAAUUUUGUUAUUGCAUUAACUUUAUUCAGUUAAUUCACUUGAGAAACUAACCAAUUUUUACUUUCUGUCUAGAAUGAUGUAGACCUAGAAGAGCAAGCUGUAAUGCUCCCAGAGUGCCUUAUUUUCUCUGAUAUAAAUAUAUUUAUAAGGACAGAUAUUCCAGUGGUAACUCUGGCUUCUUGGGUGAGUCUGUCAUGCUGAGAUUUAGGGAGAAGUAGGUGUGGGUGGAUGUGUGUGUGUGUGGGGGGAAGGCACUGUUGCUGUGAGAAUCCCAUCACGCUGGGCAAUUGAGCUGGAUUCAGAAGUAUUUGCUGAAAGAUCCCAAUUGGAGGGGACGAGUCAGUCCACGGAAGCAGAGUGCCAUUUAACCCUUGCCCUCAGUGGCGUCACUGCCUACCCCCCACCCCCUUCCUCCUGAGCCUUGACAAAGGCACCCAGUUUUCCAGGGUAGUCCAUGGCUGUGUGUUUUGCCUCAUUUGCAGCCCCAUGUUUGUCUUCCCUUCCCCCUCCCCCCCAGCCCCAUUGCAAUUUGUAUACUUCCAAUGUAAACAUUUUAAAGACUUUGAUAAAACCUUCCUAGCCAAUCA
Molecule: messenger RNA, 5500 nt
Organism: Antechinus flavipes (yellow-footed antechinus)
Lineage: Eukaryota; Metazoa; Chordata; Mammalia; Dasyuromorphia; Dasyuridae
Gene: WASF2
Product: WASP family member 2
Exons: 9
Coding region: 216-1712 (498 amino acids)
Biological process (GO): actin cytoskeleton organization; positive regulation of Arp2/3 complex-mediated actin nucleation
Cellular component (GO): cytoskeleton; lamellipodium; SCAR complex
Molecular function (GO): actin binding; Arp2/3 complex binding; protein kinase A regulatory subunit binding
Source: RefSeq, a predicted model, not a curated record